Molecule: messenger RNA, 1331 nt
Organism: Aspergillus saccharolyticus JOP 1030-1
Lineage: Eukaryota; Fungi; Ascomycota; Eurotiomycetes; Eurotiales; Aspergillaceae
Product: TMEM53 family protein
Exons: 2
Coding region: 284-1204 (306 amino acids)
Source: RefSeq, a predicted model, not a curated record
AAAACUUCAUAGUCAUUCAUAAUGGCCUAGACGAAUGUACAGCCGAGCGUAACUUGCACUAUUUUCGUUUUGAUGUUAGUCUGCGAUUAUAUUCACUGAUAUAUACUUGCAUAUGUAACGAGGAAUUUUUCGGUCACUGCCUUUUUUGUUGUGGGUUCAAACAAUCCGCGUCCAGCGCAUACAUAAAUAAUCCACAGCCUCGCCCUUCCACCGUCAAACCCUCCCAGUUUGUUACCAAACACAACUGAACACCCUAAUACCUGUUAAUAGCGCAACCGCAAGAAUGGCCUUCUCAUCCUCUACCACCACCGCCAGCACAAGCAACGCCCUCAAAGCCUUCACCAAACUCUCCCCAACCGUCUACAUCCACCGGCCCGAGCUCUCCACCACCACCACCGACAACAAAAUCAUCAUCCUCGCCUUCUGGAUGAACGCCUACCCGCGCACUCUCUCCAAAUACCUCACCACCUAUCUAACCCUCUACCCCACCGCGACCAUCAUCUACACCCUCUCGAAAUCCCUUGACUUCCUCAUCCACUUCAGCCCGCGCACACAGCACGCGCGCCUCCAACCCGCCGUCGCCGCCCUCCGCGCCGCCAUCGACCGCAGCAACGGCACGAACCCGCCGCGGAUCUUUAUUCAUAUGUUCUCCAACGGCGGUACCUUCGCUGUCACUAACCUGCUCGAAGCCUAUAAGGCUGCCACGGGCGGCCGCUCCCUCUCCGGCGUUGAGGCCAUGCUGUACGACAGCGCGCCGGGCACGUCGACGUUCCGCGGCGGCAUGCGCGCGCUGUCCGUCGGCUUACCCGCCAACCCGCUGGUGCGUGCGCUGGGCACCCUGGUCCUCGCCGCGUUGACCGCGUGGAUGAUGCUGUUGGCGCGGGUGGUGCCGCGCGCGGACGGUGUGAUGGUUGGGCGGCGCGGGACGUUUGAUGCGGGCUUGGUGGUGCGGGGAAGCAGUUCCUCUUCUUCGGCUUCAUCGGGGGAUGCUGCGGCGGGCGCGGCGCCUCGGCGGUGUUAUCUGUAUUCGGAGGAGGAUCAGGUGGUCGCUGCUCGAGAUGUGGAGAGCCAUGCCGAGGAGGUGGAGGGACGAGGCUGGGAAGUGGAGACGGUCAAGUUCGAGGGCUCGGGGCAUGUGUCGCAUUCGAAGGCCGAUCCGGAACGGUAUUGGGGGGUGGUCAAGAAGUAUAUGGGCAGUGUUUAGCAGGGAGAAAACUGUUUUGUCCUAUUCGAAAGUCGACCGCAUCGCCGAGCGCUAUGCAAUGCAAAACGUUAUGUACAUACAAAAAACCCUCCCUCCCCCUUUCUCAGAUAAGGAAGGGGAGCUAGCU